AUGGGUGAAUGGUCAUGUGGACACUAUAUUUUCAUUGUCAAAUUUGAUGUUACCAUCUAUUGGUACAUGCGAAGAUGUUAUAACAAGUUCCGGAAACCACCUGCGAAGAGCAAAGGAACUGCUAUAAAAGUACAAGCAAGUCGCUCAGCGACGCAUUAUUACAUUAAAUACGUAAAGUUUGUUGCUGCAGCCGCUCGUAGAGCCAGUAUCAAAGAGAAUACUGCUGCUACCGAGUUGGAUAGUUUUCAGAAGGAUCAGAAUACUUCAAAUGAAACAAGAGCAAGUCGCGAAAAAGAUCUACAUGCCAAACACAAGAAGAGCAAAAGGCUUGCCUUAAGCAUUUUUAUAACAAUAAUUCAACUGCUUGCAUUCAAAGCUUUUGUCAAGACGUUCGCAAAUAGGUUCAUUAGCCUUGUAAUUGUACUCUAAGAAUAUGAUACGGAUUCUUAAAUAUAAACUUAACAUUAAAGAAAUUAACUUCCAACACCCCCUCAUAAUGGCCUACAAACAAUCAAUGAAUUGUUUUUAAGUAAGG
Molecule: messenger RNA, 535 nt
Organism: Mycotypha africana
Lineage: Eukaryota; Fungi; Mucoromycota; Mucoromycetes; Mucorales; Mycotyphaceae
Exons: 2
Coding region: 1-429 (142 amino acids)
Source: RefSeq, a predicted model, not a curated record